Molecule: messenger RNA, 1231 nt
Organism: Bufo gargarizans (Asiatic toad)
Lineage: Eukaryota; Metazoa; Chordata; Amphibia; Anura; Bufonidae
Gene: SBK1
Product: SH3 domain binding kinase 1
Exons: 3
Coding region: 4-1182 (392 amino acids)
Biological process (GO): peptidyl-threonine phosphorylation; peptidyl-serine phosphorylation
Molecular function (GO): ATP binding; protein serine/threonine kinase activity
Source: RefSeq, a predicted model, not a curated record
AGCAUGAGUGCUGGGUCGGUGGAUCAAGAACCGUCCCGGAAGCUAGGCUGCUGUGGUGUACCUGUGAUUACGGAAGACAUGCAGGCGCUAGCUAUUCGAAGCCUGCCUGGGGGCGAAGUACAGAAGCACUAUGAGCUCAUUCGAGAGCUGGGAAAGGGAACGUAUGGCAGGGUGGAGCUGGUGUCCCAUAAGAGCACUGGCAACAAGAUGGCUCUGAAGUUUGUGAACAAGAACAAGACUAAGCUGAAAAGUUUCCUGCGGGAGUUCAGCGUAACGAGCGCUCUAUCUUGUAGUCCAUUCAUUAUCCGAGCAUUUCAUGUGCUCUUUCAGACAGAGGACUGCUAUGUCUUUGCUCAAGAAUAUGCACCAGCUGGAGACCUUUUUGAUAUUAUUCCACCACAGGUGGGUCUCCCAGAAGACAUGGUGAAACGAUGUGUUCAACAACUGGGAUUAGCUCUGGAUUUUAUGCACAGCAAAAGCCUAGUUCACCGUGACAUCAAACCAGAGAAUGUUCUUCUAUUUGAUCGUGAGUGUCGGCGAGUUAAGUUGGCAGACUUUGGCAUGACGCGUAAAGUGGGCUGCCGUGUUAAAAGAGUGAGUGGCACAAUCCCAUAUACAGCACCAGAAGUAUGCCAAGCUGGACGGUCAGAAGGCUUUCCAGUAGAGACAAGCUUGGACGUCUGGGCUUUUGGAGUACUAAUCUUCUGUGUACUCACAGGCAACUUUCCUUGGGAGUCAGCCUCGCCAGGAGAUGCCUUCUUUGAGGAGUUUGUGCACUGGCAGAAGGGUCGUCUACCUGGUCUUCCUUCUCAGUGGCGCCGCUUCUCGGACAAUGCUCUACGAAUGUUCCAACGCCUUCUUUCCUUAGAGUCAGAAAAAAGGAGCCCGGUCAAAGAGGUCUUCUUCUACAUUAAAUAUGACUUACUAUCAGAAGUUCGUCGUAGACCUUCUUACCGCUCUCGCAAACAGACAGGAGAAAAGUUACCACCCGUGCCCCAACGUCAUGAGAAUCCCACUCCCCUCAAGAGGACAAUACUUACCGAGGGAGGCUCCUCACCACGUGUUCCACACUCUCUGCCUGAACCUGGCCAGCCACCCUCUAGUUCUGGCAGGACAGAUGGGCGUCAGGACAAGAAUAAAACUCAAAUGUUGCUGGCCACCGCCAUUGAGAUUUGUGUGUAACAUGGACCACCCUGUUGGAUUCUACUCCACUGGGAACUGAUGUCGUUCU